Messenger RNA from Oncorhynchus tshawytscha (Chinook salmon), 1007 nucleotides. RefSeq names its product ubiquitin-conjugating enzyme E2 D4. The transcript is spliced from 7 exons. Gene Ontology annotation, cellular component: nucleus. NCBI's taxonomy places the organism in Eukaryota, Metazoa, Chordata, Actinopteri, Salmoniformes, Salmonidae. Bases 193 to 636 code for a protein of 147 amino acids. Gene Ontology annotation, biological process: protein polyubiquitination; ubiquitin-dependent protein catabolic process. The record is from RefSeq and is a predicted model, not a curated record. Gene Ontology annotation, molecular function: ubiquitin conjugating enzyme activity.
UGGUCUCCUAACCUGUUACGAAAAGUCAAAUCUAACAAAAGCCGUAUCCUCUCUAGUCAAAACCAACAAAAAGCGGAAACAAAAGAAAUCGCAAAUUUCUAGAAACAAAUUUUGGUGAGCUGGGCAGAGAUACAGGCAUACAACUGACAGCUUUCACUGUUAACACCAUACACCUAACUCAGGAGGGCUGACAUGGCUUUGAAAAGAAUACAGAAGGAGCUACAUGACUUGCAAAGGGACCCUCCUGCUCAAUGCUCAGCUGGACCAGUUGGAGAGGACUUGUUUCAUUGGCAAGCCACAAUCAUGGGACCUACUGACAGCCCAUAUCAGGGAGGAGUGUUCUUCCUCACCAUCCACUUCCCAACAGACUAUCCCUUCAAACCACCAAAGGUAGCCUUCACAACGAAAAUCUAUCACCCAAACAUAAACAGUAAUGGUAGCAUCUGUCUGGACAUCCUGAGGUCACAGUGGUCCCCAGCACUUACAGUUUCAAAAGUUUUAUUGUCCAUAUGCUCUUUGCUAUGUGACCCAAACCCAGAUGACCCCCUAGUUCCAGACAUAGCACACAUCUACAAGCAGGACAAAGAAAAGUACAACAGAUUAGCAAGAGAUUGGACUCAAAAGUAUGCAAUGUAAAGGACUGAAGUUUGAGACAACGGAAGAAGUUUAAGCAAAUUAACUUCAUGGACACUUCUGAAAACAGUACUGUUGCCACCCCUCAUCCACACUGGUUCAAGAAGUGUUGUAUAUGGGAAGCACUUUCUAUCCCCAAAUUAACUGCUUUUAUGCUAUGAAGUCAUUAUUUUCCUUUUGUUUGACGUUCCCAAUGUUAUAUAACUUAUUAUUGAGUUAUUUCUGAGAUGACCCAUACAAAAACAGACCAAUUAUGACUCCACCCCCUCCAUCUUAUAGUUUUUUUUCUCCUUUUAGAGAUUUUUAUUGUGUAGUAUAAAGCUAUACUGAAUCUAUUUUUAUUAUUUUGCAUUAAAGUUAAACAAAAAAAAAUA